Molecule: messenger RNA, 670 nt
Organism: Rubroshorea leprosula
Lineage: Eukaryota; Viridiplantae; Streptophyta; Magnoliopsida; Malvales; Dipterocarpaceae
Source: the annotation of a GenBank genome assembly
CACAAGAUAACCAAACCAUCUACGAUGGCUUCCGCAGCUACAGCCUUCACCACUCUUCUCUUGAUUUCCUCUCUCUUAGCUUCUCCCUUCUUUUGGGUCUCAAAAGCAGAUCAGACCGCUUUCCCCAUAGUUAAGGGCCUCUCAUGGACCUUCUACAAAUCCAGCUGCCCCAAAGUCGAAUCCAUAAUCAGAAAGCACCUCAAGAAGGUGUUCAACGAGGACAUCGGCCAGGCUGCCGGCUUGCUCCGUCUCCACUUCCAUGACUGCUUUGUUAAGGGAUGUGAUGCUUCGGUGCUGCUGGAUGGUUCAGCGAGUGGGCCAAGCGAGCAGCAGGCAACGCCGAACUUGACCUUGAGGAAAAAGGCGUUCGAGAUCAUCAAUGACCUGCGGGAGCGCAUCCACAAGGAGUGCGGAAGAGUUGUCUCCUGCGCCGAUAUCGUGGCACUUGCUGCUCGCGACUCUGUUUUCUUGGUAGAUUAAAAGAUAAAAAGUUAUUUUUAAUUGUGUAAUUUAAUAUUUUAUUUAAAAGAAAGGGGAUGAGAGUGCGCACCCAAAUUUGGAGGAUAUCAUAGUCUAUGUUGAAAAUCUUGCACAAGCUACAAAUUUUUUUCCUGUUUUUCAUCGCAUUCACACUAAUUUUUUUUAUUAGCAUUAAAAGUUUUGUUUUGAA